AUGACCGAAUACCAACUACACGAAUUACCUUUACCCGUCCCUUCACCUGCUUCUCCUUCUGGUUCUAGUCUUACGGGGAAGAAACACUCGAUAACUGAUAUCACCAUAUCCAUACCUGGCUCCAAAAUACGUACCAAUACUAAUACAACUACAACAACACAGCAUUCGAUACCGAGAUGGAACACCUUGGAGUUUCGAUUGUACGCACUGGUAUUUGUAGUGGUCGUACCGAUGAUGAUUUGGAUACCGAUCAAACUGAGUUUACCUUCACAUCCUAAUUAUUGGAAUUAUGAACAUCGACUAUCAGAGGGAUGGUUUGGGUAUAAAGUGGAUAACAGCGAUGCUCAAUAUCGAUCCUUCCGAUCCAACCUCCUCCCUCUCCUUACACUCUCAUCAAUCUACCUUAUCCUCUCUCACUUAUUUCCUAGACUUACCGGUCCUUCUCCACAGCAAAGAGUCAAGUUCAUACUUGGAUUUUCCAUCUCCAUGAUAAUCCUCUUACAUGGAUUCUCAUCAAUCAAAAUUCUCCUUAUCCUCUCAUUGAAUUACUAUAUCUCCAAAUUACCUUUACACGGCGGAUUGAAGAAAGUAUGGCCAGCUGUGUUGAUCGUAUUGAAUAUGGGGGUUUUAUUUGUUAAUGAGAGGAAUGACGGGUAUAAGUUUGGAGAUCUGCACGCUGCGCUAGGGACACUUGACAACUGGAGUGGCCUCCUACCACGUUGGCAUAUAAGUUUUAAUAUCACGAUGAUGAGGAUGGUUUCGUUCGGUAUGGAUUAUCUAUGGAGAGAACAGAAUACGAAUCAAGAGGUUCCAACUGAAUAUCGAAAACGAGUGAACACUUCACUACCUUCUGAGGAUUAUAAUUACAUAAAUUACCUUGCAUACUGUUUAUAUCCACCUUUAUACAUCGCUGGACCAAUUAUCACUUUCAACGAUUUUAUCUGGCAGAUACGCAAUCCCACAUCAAUACCCACCAAAUCGAAAAUAUCAUACGGAAUCAGAUUCUUAUUCUCGAUACUUACGAUGGAAUCCGUAUUACAUACGAUGUACGUCGUAGCUAUAAAAGAUACGAAAGCUUGGCAAGGCGAUUCACCGGCUGAGAUGAGUAUGAUCGGGUUUUGGAAUUUGGUGGUGGUUUGGUUAAAGCUCCUCAUUCCAUGGCGAUUCUUUAGACUUUGGGCUUUGUUAGAUGGAAUGGACCCACCUGAAAAUAUGAUCAGAUGUGUGGCGAACAAUUAUUCGACUUUAGGAUUUUGGAGGAGUUGGCAUAGGAGUUAUAAUCUUUGGGUUGUUAGAUACAUCUAUAUCCCCGUUGGUGGUUCAAAGAAUACCAUCCUAGCUACGGCAUUAGUAUUCACCUUUGUCGCAUUAUGGCAUGACUUGUCUUUCAAGCUGUUAGCUUGGGGAUGGUUGGUCAGUUUGUUUAUCCUACCUGAAUUAUCAGCAAGGAAGGUGUUCAAAGAGAGUAAAUAUGGACAACAAUGGUAUUACAGACAUUUAUCUGCGAUCGGAGGAGUGUUCAAUAUACUGUUAAUGAUGUCUGCGAACUUGGUUGGAUUUGUCUUGGGAUUAGAGGGGAUGAAAGUUUUGCUAGUCGAGUUGACAUCUACCAUAUCGGGUUGGGUAUUUAUGGUUUUUGCUAGUUGCUGUUUGUUCGUAGCUGUACAGGUCAUGUUUGAGUACCGGGAGGAGGAGAGACGGAGAGGUAUCGAUAGACGGUGUUGA
Kwoniella botswanensis is the source of this 1725-nucleotide messenger RNA. RefSeq lists its product as uncharacterized. Bases 1 to 1725 code for a protein of 574 amino acids. Gene Ontology annotation, cellular component: endoplasmic reticulum. The transcript has 10 exons. Gene Ontology annotation, biological process: GPI anchor biosynthetic process. The record is from RefSeq and is a predicted model, not a curated record. NCBI's taxonomy places the organism in Eukaryota, Fungi, Basidiomycota, Tremellomycetes, Tremellales, Cryptococcaceae.